AUGAACGAAGCAAAAAAAAGACAAUACGCACACCUCGCUCAGCAAUUGACGCUACUUAGAUCUAAUCUAGAAAGGACAGCCGAGCAGAUAGAUGUCAUGUCGAAACAAUGUAACAAUCAUUUGGUGGGCCAGCUGGGGAAAAUCCACUCUUCUUGGUUUAUUGGUGGAAAUAGGUGUUUUGAAGAAGAAAUGCUUGGGGGUAAGAAAUGA
Molecule: messenger RNA, 210 nt
Organism: Lachancea fermentati
Lineage: Eukaryota; Fungi; Ascomycota; Saccharomycetes; Saccharomycetales; Saccharomycetaceae
Source: the annotation of a GenBank genome assembly